AAGCUUUUGUGUAGAUAAUAUUUGGUAUAAAAAAAGACCUUUGCCCGCCUUUUCUGUUUUUCCCCUUCUCCUUUCUUUCUUCCCAAGCACAAGAACCCUAAAACCCCUAUCAUUCUUGACAAAAAUUUCUCACAAAUCAAAAGCCAUAUCUCCUUGUUCUCUAUUUGAAAUAUGGUGGUCGGUAGAAUUACCUCCCGGAUUGCAAGAACCGUCGUUACUCGGUACCAAAUUUCUUCGAUCCUCCACGGCCGACCUGAUAAUCGUUACACGAUUCCAAUAAUCGGAAACCAUUUUCCCGGCUCACAGAACAAGGUGAUAACAGGUCAAAUAUCUCGAAUACAUAAUUCUGUUCUUAGUUCAUCAACCUUCCAAAGAUUUGGGUUCUCAUCAUCUGCAUCUACACAACCCAAUGAAAAGGGAGCUUCUGAAAAUGGAAAAGAAACUACAAAUGAUGAAAAUUUGGGUCAAAAAGAAGGUUCUGAUGAUUUGACAAUGGAGGAUAUGAUUGGACUUGUAACUGAGAAGGAAGAACUUUUGAAGACAAAGCAAGAAGAGAUUAAAGUUUUGGAAGAUAAACUUCUUCGAAGCUAUGCAGAUAUGGAAAACGUUAUGGCAAGGACAAAAAGAGAGGCUGAAAACUCAAAAAAGUUUGCAAUUCAGAAUUUUGCAAAAAGUUUACUAGAUGUUGCAGAUAAUCUAGAUAGAGCAUCAUCAGUUGUAAAAGAGAGUUUUGCAAAGCUUGAUACAUCUGGAGACAAUGCUGGAGGAGCUGUUCCACUUCUUAAAACACUUCUAGAAGGUGUCGAAAUGACCGAAAAACAGCUAUCAGAGGUUUUCAAGAAAUUUGGAGUGGAGAAAUAUGAUCCAACAAACGAAGAGUUUGAUCCAAAUAGACAUAAUGCAGUGUUCCAAGUACCCGAUCCUACCAAGGCCCCUGAUACUGUUGCAGUUGUCCUCAAAGCGGGAUACACGUUGCAUGAGCGCAUCAUUCGACCUGCUGAAGUUGGUGUCACCAUAAAAGUUGACUAGAAAUAACACCCAUGUUUGACCUUGAUAUUAAUUAUAUCUUUUGAACCUUUUGAUUUACUUCAUUUUUUGUAUCGGAUGUAAUAAAAUAUGGAUAUGCAUUAAAGGUUGUUGAAACUUAUAUUUGAGAACAAACACACCUUGGGGGUUAUUUGAUUUAAACCUAAAGAUGUCACACACAGAGAGGGAUUAUCUACAAACAUAGUCAACAAAGAUUAAUUUACAUGAAUCCUAAAGUACACACACACUUAAUGAUAACUUUCAUCAUCUUCACAUCUUCACAAUCAUGUUCUUAAUGGAGUUCUUAAGUUAUUCAGCGUGCAAAACCCCUCUGAGCAGCCUUAACCCAGUCAGCCACUUUGUUCUCACCACCUAAAUCAUGAUCUUCAUCAUGCUCUUCCAUUUCCAUUGGCUGGUGGUUCAAGUCUUCGGUUGAUGGCUCAUUAUUCUGAGACUGAUGUUAAUGAGAUAAUGUUUGUUGUUGAAAAUAGUAAGUAAAAGCUAAUGUAAAAUAGUUUGGCUUCAUUACCUGAGAUUUAGCUGAAAGGACAU
Molecule: messenger RNA, 1578 nt
Organism: Lactuca saligna
Lineage: Eukaryota; Viridiplantae; Streptophyta; Magnoliopsida; Asterales; Asteraceae
Source: the annotation of a GenBank genome assembly